Coffea arabica (coffee) is the source of this 717-nucleotide messenger RNA. Its product is annotated as trans-cinnamate 4-monooxygenase C4H2-like. The record is from RefSeq and is a predicted model, not a curated record. Gene Ontology annotation, biological process: lignin metabolic process. Gene Ontology annotation, molecular function: trans-cinnamate 4-monooxygenase activity; heme binding; iron ion binding. Lineage: Eukaryota; Viridiplantae; Streptophyta; Magnoliopsida; Gentianales; Rubiaceae.
AUGGAUAACAACAGUCCGAAAUGUGCCAUAGAUCAUCUUCUUGAAGCACAGCAGAAUGGAGAGAUUAACGAGGAUCAUCUCCUUUAUAUUGUGGAAAACAUGAAUUUUAUGGUUAUGGAGACACCUUUAUGGACACUUGAAUGGGGCAUUGCAGAAUUGGUUAACCACCCACAAAUCCAGAGCAAGCUGCGUGAUGAGAUUGACGCUGUGCUUGGACCUGGUGUGCAAAUCACUGAACCUGACAUUGACAAACUACCAUACCUUCAGGCAGUGAUCAAGGAGACCCUCCAGUUUCGAGUGCCAGUUCCUUUUUUGGUGCCUCACAUGAACCUUAACGACGCCAAGCUCGGUGGCUAUGAUGUUCCUGCUGAGAGCAAGAUUUUGGUCAACACUUGGUGGCUCGCAAACAACCCAGAAAACUGGAAGAGGCCCGAGGAAUUUAGACCCCAGAGGUUCUUGGAAGAGGAGUCUAAGGUUGAGGCCAAUGGCAAUGACUUCAGAUAUCUUCCGUUUGGUGUUGGUAGGAGAAGCUGCCCUGGGAUUGUUCUUGCUAUGCCAAUUCUUAGCCUCACUUUGGGAUGCCUGGUGCAGAAUUUCGAGCUGUUGCCUCCUCCGGGGCAAUCCAAGAUUGAUACCACAGAAAAAAGUGGACAAUUCAGUUCACAUCUUUUGAACCAUUCUACCAUUGUCUUGAAGCCAAGAUCCUUUCAGAUCUGA